CCUUCCCAGCACUCCCAGUAAGACAAUCACGAUGCUGAGAGGUGUACUGAGACCCGCUGUACAGUUGACCAGUAGAUACGCCCCCCCUCGGCCCCCCAGCUACUCUUUCUGCCUCAGGGAAAAGGAGAAAGCAAGGACCAUAGCGGCCAGUCUGCGCUGGUUGAGUCAAGUGGGAGGUUCAGGCAGCAUGAUCUUCAGACAGCUUUUCGACCGGGAGAGUUGCACGUACACGUACCUGCUAGCCGACCCGGAUAGCAAGGAUGCCGUACUGGUUGACCCUGUGAUCGAACUGGCUGAGCGAGACGCCAAGCUGAUCAGCGAGAUGGGACUGAACCUCAAGUAUGUCAUGAACACCCACAUGCACGCCGACCACAUCACGGGCUCGGGGCUCCUCAAGAAGCUGGUGCCUGGCUGCAAGUCCCUGAUAUCCAAGGAGUCCGGCGCUGACGCAGACAUCCAUGUUGUGCACGGCGAGCUGGUCAAGUUCGGUGAGCAGGAGCUGGAGGUGCGCGGAACUCCUGGGCACACCAAUGGCUGCGUCACCUACGUCAGCCACAAGGAGAAGUUCGCCCUUACUGGAGACGCCCUGCUUAUCCGAGGCUGUGGGCGCACCGAUUUCCAGGAGGGCUCGUCCGACACGCUGUACGACUCCGUGCACUCCCAAAUCCUGAGUCUGCCGGAGGAAUUUGCUCUCUACCCUGCCCAUGACUAUAAAGGCCUCACGGUGACAUCAGUGGGCGAGGAGAAGCAGUACAACCCGAGACUCACCAAGAGCAAGGAGGAGUUCAUCAAGAUCAUGGAGAACCUCGGCCUGGCUUACCCCAAGAAGAUAGAUGUGUCACUGCCGGCCAACAAGGUCUGUGGGCUGUACAACCUUCCCGACGACCUGGCCGCCAAACUCCAGGACUAAGCAAUGACGUGGAGACUGGCAGCAGCAAGGGUGGUGGCAGUGACAGAGGUGGUGCCUGUGGUGUUGGCGGUGCUCUGAAGGGAUCACUGUACCUCCCCGGACGAUUGUGAUAGCCUGUGAUGCAUUGGGACCUGUAGGCUCUGUAGAUUAAUGUGAUGGGUGCCCUUACGUCUCCUCAACCCCCUUGUAUACAUAUUACUGUGAUGAUUAAUAUGUCCGUACAAGUCUUACCCACAUCUACCUAUAGUCAGUACAUUGGUCAAGGUAUCCUCAUCCUAAAACCUUGCAUUCGUACGUAACUUUCCAUAGUCCCAACAUCAGGCAGCUUAUCCUCCCUUUGUUUACCUUAGAGGUGGAGAGAAUCGACCAGCUGUGACAACCUCUAACAAGUACAAGCUGAAAGUAGUUCCUCCCUCCCUUUCCUUGUAGAUGUGCCUCAGUUUAUGUGACAUAUAGUGAGAGGAAGGUCUAAGCUUGAACACAUCUAAAAAUCAAAUUCAGAGCAGUGUACCAAGACAUCUCUCCACCCGAAAUUGACCUCUCCUUUGUGCACUCUUUACUUUUGUCUUGUCUAUCUUCUGUCUAUUAUGGGAGCGGUGAGUAGCGGGCUUUUAUUUUUAUUUUUAUUUUAUUUAUUUAUUUUUUUCUCUGCACUUUUUAUUGCCCUUGAGCCGUCUCCUUUGCUGUAAAAAAAAAAAGUACAAAAGACAGCUAGGUGGGAGAGGAAAAGGACAUCCCUCAUUCCGUUUUCAGGAGCCUUAGAGCGUGUCAUUAAUAAAACUUGUAGUGGGUAAAUAUAUGAUGGAGGUAUAGAUAGGCCUACAACAAUCCUUAUACCCAUUAAGUUAAUGUGAAGAGCCUACAAGAGGUGUUUUAUGUCCAGAUACCACAAAGAUUAUAUUGCAUGAUUUCACUUGGUAGUCCUUGUAUUUUUAUGGUUGAUGGUUACAUAUUUGGAAACACUAAAUUAAGGACCACUGGAUAUCUCUAUUUUGUUAUUGGUAAUGUCUUAAUGGCUUAAUCAGAUUCACUGAGUAGUAUGGGAUAUGUUUUAUUAGUUAUUACUGCACUGCACUGUGAUCUUUGUCUUGCACUGACUUAAACAGUUUAGAGGUUUAUAUAGUACACGGUUCAAUGAAACUUG
Eriocheir sinensis (Chinese mitten crab) is the source of this 2054-nucleotide messenger RNA. RefSeq names its product persulfide dioxygenase ETHE1, mitochondrial-like. Gene Ontology annotation, molecular function: sulfur dioxygenase activity. Gene Ontology annotation, biological process: glutathione metabolic process; hydrogen sulfide metabolic process. Lineage: Eukaryota; Metazoa; Arthropoda; Malacostraca; Decapoda; Varunidae. The record is from RefSeq and is a predicted model, not a curated record. The transcript is spliced from 6 exons. Bases 32 to 910 code for a protein of 292 amino acids.